AAAUAUCAUACAAUGUCCCUCACGUGCUGGCUUGUGAUCAAAUUGUAUGAUGAAUUUCUCAAGUGGGAUCCCAGUGAUUUUGAAGGAUUGAAUGAUUUCACUACGGACACAACAUCGAUCUGGUUUCCUGAUCUGAGCGUUGUGAACAUGAAAAGUUCCAUGCACUACUAUUAUCCACCUGGAGUGGCAGUGGUAUCUCCUAAUGGGGAAGUAUACACCGAAAGCUUCCCUUAUUACCAGAGCACCUGUGAUUUGGACAUGACAAAUUGGCCAUAAGAUGUUCAAACGUGCAGCUUCUUGCUUGCUUCCAGAUAGUUUGUGAUGAAAGAAUUGGAUUUGACAUUGCUGAAUGUGGUGAGUACUAGCAAUAUUAUAAUUAGCAAAUUUAAUUCAACCUUUUUCCAUUUUUUGAGAAAUGAACAUAUUCUCUUUUCAAAAUACAAAGAACCCUGCAAAUAUGAUAUUGUGUGCAACUGAAACCUUUGAUUGAUUUGAUUCAAACAGUCUGGAAUUUUAAUAAUUGAACUAAUAGGACGUUGACAUACCGUAAUCUUUUCAUAU
Molecule: messenger RNA, 561 nt
Organism: Nilaparvata lugens (brown planthopper)
Lineage: Eukaryota; Metazoa; Arthropoda; Insecta; Hemiptera; Delphacidae
Product: neuronal acetylcholine receptor subunit beta-2-like
Exons: 3
Coding region: 13-276 (87 amino acids)
Biological process (GO): monoatomic ion transport
Cellular component (GO): membrane
Molecular function (GO): extracellular ligand-gated monoatomic ion channel activity
Source: RefSeq, a predicted model, not a curated record